Molecule: messenger RNA, 1057 nt
Organism: Elgaria multicarinata webbii
Lineage: Eukaryota; Metazoa; Chordata; Lepidosauria; Squamata; Anguidae
Product: opsin-VA-like
Exons: 4
Coding region: 1-1041 (346 amino acids)
Biological process (GO): cellular response to light stimulus; G protein-coupled receptor signaling pathway; visual perception
Cellular component (GO): photoreceptor outer segment; plasma membrane
Molecular function (GO): G protein-coupled photoreceptor activity
Source: RefSeq, a predicted model, not a curated record
AUGGGGAAUGGUACUUCUCUCACAACUGAACCAUCUGAGAGUACUACAGUGAGACCAACGCUUUUCCCAAGAGCUGGAUAUGGAGUCUUGGCUUUCCUCAUGUUUCUCAAUGCCUUGUUUUCAAUAUUUAAUAAUUCUUUGGUUAUUGCUGUAACUCUAAAGAACCCCCAGCUCCGUAAUCCUAUCAACAUAUUCAUUCUUAACCUCUCCUUUUCAGAUCUAAUGAUGUCUCUCUGUGGCACCACUAUUGUCAUAGCUACAAACUACCAUGGAUAUUUCUUCCUGGGCCAAAGGUUCUGCACUUUCCAGGGAUUCGCUGUUAAUUAUUUCGGAAUCGUUUCUCUUUGGUCCCUGACAAUUUUAGCUUAUGAAAGAUACAAUGUGGUAUGUCAGCCCCUGGGAACUCUCCAGCUGAGUAUUAAGAGAGGUUACCAGUUGCUUGGUUUCAUCUGGAUUUUCUGCCUCUUCUGGGCUGUGGUUCCACUUUUUGGCUGGAGUUCUUAUGGUCCUGAAGGAGUUCAGACCUCAUGCUCUAUUGCAUGGGAAGAAAGAUCUUGGAACAACUACAGCUUUUUGAUUGUAUAUUUCCUGUGCUGCUUCUUUAUUCCUGUUCUGAUCAUUGGAUUUUCUUAUGGCAAUGUCAUUAGGUCACUGCAUGGGCUAAAUCAGAAAGUUGAACAAAUGGGAGGAAAAAGUAGUGCGGAAGAAGAGUUCCGAGCUGUAGUCAUGGUGCUUGUGAUGGUGGUGGCUUUUCUAAUCUGCUGGUUGCCGUACACUGUCUUUGCUCUCAUUGUCGUCAUUGAUCCAGCACUGAAUAUUUCACCUCUGGCUGCAACCAUCCCAACUUAUCUCUCAAAGACAAGCCCAGUAUACAACCCCAUUAUCUACAUUUUCUUGAACAAACAGUUUCGUGAGUGUGCAGUCGAAUUUCUAACCUGUGGCCAAGUUGUUCUGGCAAAACCAGAAGAAGAAAUUUCAGCUUCAGUAGUUCCAGUUGAAUGCAGAUCACCUUGUAAGGUCAACCAAGUGUCUCCAGUCUGAUAUUGGUUGUCUGAAG